AUGUUGGGAAUGGAUCAACGGCGAUGUUAUAAUUUAUGAGUUGCCUUCAGAACCACAUGAAAUUGGUAUCGGAGCAAUUACUACCAUGAUAUUGAAUCAAACUAGUGCAGCCGCUUUUACCAACGCUCGACUCGGCGACAAUUUAUUUCGUCCGGCAAAACCAGAAGUAGAUAUCCCAACGGGAUUGAUAAAAAGGCGUGGCAUUAUUGCAUCCUGGAUAGAAGAACUAGCAUCAUCUGAUAUUUCUUCCAAUACUCAUACAUACUUGUCUGAGUCUAAAUUGUCAGACAAUAAAGAGAUCGAUGAGUUUCCGGAUUUUAAAAGUAAGGAAAAAGUUAAUAGUGAGAUAAAACAAUGCAAUAGGAAGAAGAAGCUUCGAAAUCAAGGUCUAUCUUUGGUAAGAUAUAAGAAAAAGGAAACAGAUAAACUCUGGCAAGAAUUAUUCAAUACUUCUUUAGAGUCAAGUUCACAAGAUCACUUUAUAUCAAAAAAUAUUAAACCAGGACAGAUCGAAAUUUCUGAGAGAACAUGUAUAGUUCUGUGA
Molecule: messenger RNA, 544 nt
Organism: Acaulospora morrowiae
Lineage: Eukaryota; Fungi; Glomeromycota; Glomeromycetes; Diversisporales; Acaulosporaceae
Source: the annotation of a GenBank genome assembly